GCAUCAGCCAAACUUGUCUUUAAAUAGCCAAAAGCGCGAAUACAAAACUAUGCCAUCCCAAGAUACUUUAGACCUUCUGGCGCGUUUGAAAUCCGCAGCCUUUCCAGGUGUGCCUCUUGAAGAGUUACCAGAAACAUUCCAGUUACCGACUUCAAUUGCAGGACCUCUGACUUAUGAUGACAUUAGACGGGACAUUGAAAAAGAGCACCUUUUACCCAGUAAUACCUUCUCAACUGAGUGGCUCAACAAAUGUCAGGAAGUUUUCGAUAGAGAUCAGGAGUUCAAUACCUUACUCUUAAUGGAGCCCUCGCCCGCAGAAUCCACUAUCGCAUUGGAACCUCAUAAUGUGUAUGGUGUCCGGGGUGGAUACUAUGAGAAAAACUUGCGUUCGACUCACCUCGUUGGUUCCAAUGCUAUAGCCAGCACUUCCAUCAUGACCGCUAAAAACUCCACAAGCUUUGCUCGUGCUCCUGGAAAAAGAACAGAUUUCGUAAGAGGCAAAGCGGGCUAUUUCCCCUUCACACCCGGUGGACUCGAUCUAGAAGAAAUCAAAGGCGUUGGUCCCCUGGAGGCAGAAAAAGCCGCGCUCGGCUUGGAUGAUAUCGACAUUGCGAAGACGAUUGCUGAGAAUUUAUCGAUAGAGUCUGAGGGAUGGUUGACAAAGCCUCCUGGUUUCACUAGAGGCCUUUUCUCGGAUGAAGAUACAGAUGGAGAGGCCCAUGCUCAUGGGGUGGAUGGAACAACUACAGCUGACUCUAAUAAGCUGAAUGGGGCCUUGUUCAAUAUCACAGAUAUCCUCUCGGGACAGGAUAUAGACGAGGAAGCAGACUUUGAAGCCUUGAUGGAUCCUGUACCGCAACCAACUGCACAGGAACCAGCGGAUUCGGCCGCAGAAGCGACAAAAGUCAAGGAGGAGACGAAGACUGGAGUAGCCGCCGAGAAAGAGACACCAGAUGAAGUGGAUACAAUUCUGGACAGUGUUAUUUCAGUAGCUGGAACAAAACGCCCCAUCAAAGCAGCCCAGACCAAGGGCCGUGAAUGGGCGCAUGUGGUAGAUGUAAAUGAGCCCUUUGAUGAUUUCUACACUCUAGUCCCAGAGAUGGCACAUCCGUAUCCCUUUGAACUCGACACAUUCCAGAAGAGGGCAGUCUAUCAUCUGGAGAAGGGCGAAUCUGUUUUUGUGGCGGCCCAUACUAGUGCUGGAAAGACAGUGGUGGCAGAGUAUGCAAUCGCUUUAGCCUCCAAACACAUGACCAAGGCCAUUUACACCUCACCCAUCAAGGCGCUAUCUAAUCAAAAGUUCAGGGAUUUUAAGGACACAUUUGAAGAAGUUGGAAUAUUAACAGGAGAUGUUCAAAUCAACCCCGAGGCUUCCUGUUUGAUUAUGACAACCGAGAUUCUCAGGAGUAUGCUUUAUCGAGGCGCUGAUCUGAUCCGUGAUGUCGAAUUUGUGAUCUUUGAUGAAGUUCAUUAUGUCAAUGACUUGGAGCGUGGAGUCGUCUGGGAAGAGGUCAUUAUUAUGCUUCCUGCGCAUGUCACGUUGAUCUUGUUAUCAGCUACGGUACCAAACACAAAGGAAUUCGCCGAUUGGGUUGGACGAACGAAAAAGAAAGACAUUUAUGUUAUCAGUACACCCAAGCGUCCUGUUCCACUAGAGCAUUAUCUCUUUGCUAAUCGAGAAAUCUACAAGAUCGUGGAUGCCAAACAAACAUGGCUCAACAAGGGUUACAAAGAUGCAGUGGACGCCAUAUCCAAGAAGGAAUCUGAUGCAAAAGUUGCUCAGCGGGGCGGCCGUGGAGGGGCUACAGGGCGUGGUGGCGGUGGACGUGGCGCUAUCGGUGGUGGUGGCGGUGGUUGGAGGAAUGACAAACAAGAUAAGAAUCUCUUCACACAUUUGGUUGGAUUCCUCAAUAAGAAACAGUUCUUGCCCGUUGUUGUUUUCACGUUUUCAAAGAAGAAGUGUGAGGAGAACGCAGCAGGGUUGUCGAGUACAGAUCUGAUGACUUCCUCGGAAAAGAGCCAAGUCCAUGUGUUCUUUCAAAAGUCGCUCGAACGAUUACACGACAUAGAUCGGGACUUGCCGCAAAUUACAAGGAUGAGGGAUCUGAUGGGCAGGGGUAUUGCAGUUCAUCACUCGGGACUCUUACCAAUUAUGAAAGAGAUGGUUGAAAUCAUGUUUGCCCGUGGUCUAGUUAAAGUCCUCUUUGCUACUGAAACAUUUGCAAUGGGCGUAAAUAUGCCUGCCCGCACAGUUGUAUUCUCAGGUAUUCGUAAGCAUGAUGGGCGUAGCUUCCGCAAUCUCUUGCCAGGUGAAUACACACAAAUGUCAGGCCGUGCAGGAAGACGUGGUUUAGAUUCGACAGGGUUAGUCAUCAUUGCCAGCAAUGGUGAUCCACCAGAGUCAACAGAUCUACAGGAGAUGUUAUUAGGCAAAGGAACAAGAUUAUUAUCCCAAUUCCGGUUGACCUAUAAUAUGAUCCUGAACUUACUUCGAGUUGAGGCUCUUCGAGUCGAAGAGAUGAUCAAACGCAGUUUCUCUGAGAAUACAUCUCAAAAAGCCAUGCCAGAAAAGGAAAAGCUGUUUGCGGAGAGUGCAAAGUCAAUGGAAAGCCUCAAGAAAUUGGAUUGUUUUAUCUGUAAUAAGGAUAUCGAGGAAUUUUACGACAUGUCUUCCAGAAUGGUGACAAUCAACCACCACCUGAUGGAUAGAGUUAUCAAGUUUGGCAUCAGGGCCCUUGGCGCUGGUCGCAUCGUUGUCUUGAAUAGCAGUUUCCACAGAAAUACCCUUGCAGUCAUCCUCAAGACAGUUGCUGAGGCUGACAUGAUGGCUAAGCAAUCUAAAUCUUAUUGGUGCUGUAUCAUGACCGAGGCUAAGAAAGAAAAACCUGUGGUUGAGCAGGAUGUUUUGAUUCCUGUUACACAACUCAGGGCCUCAAAUAUACAGGAAAUCAGCCUAGUUACUGAGGCUGUACCAUUCCAUGACAUCUUCACAAUCACCGACACCAGUCUCCAGAUUGAUGUCGACGCUAUCAUGCGGAAAGAUGUCCAGGCUGUUACCAAGGUCCGCAAGGACCUGAGCCGGUAUGCUGAAGAGGUUGAAGAACAAAAAGGAGGGCUUGUUACGGAAUACAAUUGGAAUAAGAUCAAGGAUCUUGAGUUCCGAGAAUAUCUCGCUCAAAAGAAGACUUUAUUCUCCAGAGUCCUGGAAUGCCAAUGUAAUAAAUGUCCAGACCUGAAGGCUCAUUAUGCCAUGAUCCACCAAGAGAGAGAGCUGAAAUAUAAAUUGGAAGAAUUGCAGCGCACGAUUUCUGAUCAAAAUCUGGAGCUCCUCCCAGAUUAUCAUCAACGCAUUGCGAUCCUCAAAGAGCUCAACUAUUUGGAUCCGGAGAGUUCGACUGUACAACUCAAGGGUCGAGUGGCCUGUGAGAUCAACAGUGCGGACGAAUUAAUCCUCACAGAGUUGAUCCUUGAUAACAUGUUCUCCGAGUUUGAACCCGAAGAGAUCGUAGCAUUACUCUCCUGUUUUGUCUGCCAAGAGAAGAAUGCGUCUGAACCGAACCUGACACCUCAAUUGCAAAGAGGCAAGGAGAUGAUCCUGGCUAUUGAAGAAAGGAUGGCAGAGGUUCAAAAAGCUUAUGGACUGGAGUCUGCGACUGCUCCGGGGUCGUCCGCUUUACGUUUUGGCUUGACUGAGGUCGUGUACGAAUGGGCUAGGGGAAUGAGCUUCAAGCAGAUCACAGACCUGACAGAUGUUCAAGAAGGUUCUAUUGUGAGAACAAUCCAUCGUCUGGAUGAGACAUGCAACGAAGUCAGAAACGCGGCGAGGAUGAUUGGAGAUGCGGCUCUGUACAAUAAGAUGGAGUUGGCUGGUCAAGCUAUCAAGCGUGAUAUUGUCUUUGCGGCUAGUUUGUAUUAUCAAUAAGGGUAUCAUUAGAGUGCAACAGGGCUUCAUGGUUUUAUCUGUAAUAGAAACGCUUUUGCGCUUAGAGAGGUU
This is a messenger RNA of Lobosporangium transversale, 3994 nucleotides long. Its product is annotated as NUC185 domain-domain-containing protein. The record is from RefSeq and is a predicted model, not a curated record. NCBI's taxonomy places the organism in Eukaryota, Fungi, Mortierellomycota, Mortierellomycetes, Mortierellales, Mortierellaceae. Gene Ontology annotation, molecular function: ATP binding; RNA helicase activity; RNA binding. Gene Ontology annotation, biological process: nuclear-transcribed mRNA catabolic process, 3'-5' exonucleolytic nonsense-mediated decay. Bases 50 to 3922 code for a protein of 1290 amino acids. The transcript is spliced from 12 exons. Gene Ontology annotation, cellular component: Ski complex.